Cylicocyclus nassatus is the source of this 720-nucleotide messenger RNA. The record is from the annotation of a GenBank genome assembly. NCBI's taxonomy places the organism in Eukaryota, Metazoa, Nematoda, Chromadorea, Rhabditida, Strongylidae.
AUGUCAUCGCUACGAUCCACUCUUGUGUCAGCUUUAGUUGUGCUUUGCUUAGCCAGUUUUGGAGCGGAAGCUUUCUUGGGCGGAUGUGGUUAUGGUGGAUUUGGAUUUGAAUACAACAUAUAUGGAGGAUACGGCGGAUUCGGUUGUGGAUUGGGUGGUAUCGGAGCUUAUGGUGGUAGUUUUGGAGCAUCGGGGGGCUACCAUGGCGAGUUGAUAAUCCUAUUGACACACAUCGAAAUCGCCGUUUCCGUGAAGUGCUAUGUAUAUUCACCAGACCAGGGUGCUCGAAGAAAAGUUCCAUCUAACGCUGCUCACUGCACAUUUACAAUGUCAUCUCGAUGCAUGCAAGGCCAGUACUCUGAAGGUAUCCCUUGGGACAUGAGUCUGGUAAAGGACGGCUGCUACAUUAUGAAAUCCACAAACAUGUUUGCGUGUACGUGCUCUUCGAAGGACUUCUGUUCAAGUGAUCACAAGUUCAUAAGGAAUCUUUGGAAAAAAUCUUCUUCUUACGACAAAGGAAGUUUGUUUACAAAUUGCUUGAACACUCUUGUAGCAGAUGAAGCAACAUCUGAUGUAGACAAAUCAGAAAGUAUGCGGCUCAGUGACGAAGAUGAAGGAUGGUCGUUUGAUGAGUUCUCCUUUAAAUCAUUCAAAAAUUCGACUUUAGUUAAAAUGCACAACUAUUUCUUCGUGUUGAUCGCUGUGCUGUUUGCCCUUUGA